GCCACCGCGUCAUGCCGACGCCAAAUCUUCUAUUGUGGUAGAAAAAGCGGCAUUUCGUGGCCCCACCAAACAGGAAUUGAUUGAAUUUCGAAAAGUAAUCGAAGCAGGCGAUUGUGAACGCGUUAAAAAUAUGAUUUGGGAUAAUCCACGAUAUUUGGUGAGCGCUGGCGACACACCCACCACACUUAAAGAGGGAUAUCGCUAUAAUGCCAUGCACAUAUGUGCUAUUUCCAAGAAGCCCCGCAUAGCUGAACUCAUUUUGAAGACAGUAAGCGAUUCAAAAUUUGUUGAUUUGCUUACGGGAAAGAAAAACGACGAGAAAAUGUGCAAGGAAUUGUGUGUGAAUUUAUUGGACUAUUAUCUAAAUAUACCAGAGAAGGGACGUAGCGAAACACCAUUACAUUUGGCUACAAAGAACGGCGCUGCUGAGAUGGUAGAGGUUUUGACAUCAUUUCCGGAAUGUAAAAUGACGCGUAACUCAGAGGGACUAUAUCCGAAAGAUGUAUGUACAGAUAGUAACUCUUNAGUUUCAAAUCCUCCACCCGAAUUGGCAAAAAAGAUUGAGGCUCUAUUAGAAGAGCGUUUUUACGUGCCUGUUUUGCGUUCUACGGAUAAUGUUAUGCCGCCAAAAGUUGGACAGCCAUUUUCUUCCAGCAAUCCCCCGAAUCUCAACUUUGAUCCACUAAGUGCUGAAGUAAAAAUCGAAGCUUUAGCUGGCCCCAUGAACAAGGAGCAAGCCACU
This is a messenger RNA of Rhagoletis zephyria (snowberry fruit fly), 742 nucleotides long. Its product is annotated as ankyrin repeat and LEM domain-containing protein 2-like. The record is from RefSeq and is a predicted model, not a curated record. Gene Ontology annotation, molecular function: protein phosphatase 2A binding. Gene Ontology annotation, biological process: negative regulation of phosphorylation. Gene Ontology annotation, cellular component: endoplasmic reticulum. NCBI's taxonomy places the organism in Eukaryota, Metazoa, Arthropoda, Insecta, Diptera, Tephritidae.